UGCCCCUGGUCAUUUUCAAUAAUGUCAUUAAUGUAUUUUGACAUCGCGUAUGGACGCAAAGCAUUUCUCGGACAAAGAGAGAUAAGUUGGUACAUAGGCUAUCAGGUUUCGGAACAGUGGAAUAGUACAGCCUGCAGCUUUCAUGUGUAGCCCGAGACAUCAGCGAUCGGUGGUACGGUGUGGUUAUACAGGAACUCAGCCAUUUCUCCACUUUAUGCAAGGCUCUAACUACUUAGUAUGUAGUACUCCAGAUGUCUUCAAUGAAAGAUCUGUGAUCUGGUAUGUAUUGAUGUAUGUACCUAGGUAAAGAGCGAUCCGAGCCGCACAACUUCGUUCCAUUCAAACCGUUGAUCUCCCAUUUACCACCAGAAUGCUUCAUCCAAAAUCCUUCCACCUCAUUUCCCAUCUCAUUGAAUUCAACCGCCUUUUCUGGCUUUGGUGAGAUCUUGCGAGAAAACAAUAUUUCUGCUCCCACCCCACCAUCCGCAAGCGCUAUGGCACGAGGCAUUCUCACGUGGACUUUAGCUCUAGGAGCACUGCUGUUUGCGUUUACCGCCAUUUACUUGGGUUCUGCUUUUGACAUUGGAAUCCCCUUCGCAGCCGUCUCUGCGCCUGUGGUUAUUGAUUCCGCGCGAUACAUUCGGUAUAUCGGCAGCCGUCUCGAUGGCGUAGAGCACUUUCAAAACAUCUUCUACGCGGAAGAUUCCACUGGAAGGAACCGCUUCGCACCGCCCGUUCCCCUGCAGCAUCCACAGGGGUCCAUUAUUGAUGCUUCGCAGCCCGGUGCUUGGUGCCCGCAGGGAACUGGUGAUAUACUUCCAUUCACGAGCCGGGUUACUAAUAUCAGCGAGAACUGCUUGAGCUUGCGAAUCUCUCGACCACAUGGUACCAGACCAGACGCAAAGUUGCCUGUUGUAGUAUGGAUACAUGGAGGUGGCCACGCCCUGGGCUCUGCCUACGAUGUUCUCUACGAACCUGAUGGCCUGGUAAAGCAAGCUGCGGAAGAUGGGCAGCCUCUGAUUUUCGUUGCGAUCAACUACCGCCUGGGCUUUUUCGGCUUUGCAACAAGCAAGGCCAUGAGAGACGCGAAACAUACUAAUGCUGGUUUGCGUGACCAGCGUGCAGCAUUAGAGUGGGUUCGUGAUAACAUCGAAACCUUUGGUGGCGAUUCGAAGAGAGUAACGGCAAUCGGCCAAAGUGUGGGGGCGAAUGAUAUCAGCUUUCAGCUGCUAGCAUUUGGAGGAACUCAGGAUGCCCCUUUUCAACGUGCAGUGCUGAUGUCCGGCGGGCCGGGAAUGAACCACAAUAGCGAUCCGGCACAUCUAGUAGAAGAAAACACGGCUGCCAUUGCCCGGCAAGUGGGAUGCGUGAAAGGAGAGGAUACUCAAUCAAUAGAUACUCUAGAAUGUCUACGCCAAGCGCCAGUAGAUAUACUGACUAAUUUGUCAGUCGCUGCUUCUCGAGCUGCACACCCACCGUUUGGGGAAGCAUUUUUCUAUCCUACAGUUGAUGGAGACUUCUUCCCCGACCGGCCAUCCAAGUUACUUCGCGAUGGGAAGUUCGCCAAGGGGGUGCCGGUCAUCGACUCCUGGGUGACGAACGACGGAGCCUGGUACCCGCCCCCAACAGUCUCAUCUGACGAGGGUGUACUGGCAAGUGUCGUAAGCUGGAUCCCCGGCCUGUCUGCAUCCACAAAGGCCAAGCUGCUCAGACUGUAUCCGCUCGAAGAUUUUGAAUACAUGGUGCGACCCGAGUACGACGGGCCCAUCUCGCCACAAUACUACCGCGCCGCGCAGAUCACUCGGGAUUUCUGGUUCACGUGCCCGGCGCUCGGGUUCGCAUGGCACUACGCACGAAAUGGCGGCGCAGACAUAUCACAAAUACGUCUGUACGAGCACAACGUCACGCGAUACACGCCCGUCUUCGAAAAGAUGGGCGUCCCAAUGUGGCGUGUCGCGCACCUGAGCGAUAUUCCCUACGUGCUAAACACCCAUCGCCUAGGCGGCGGGGCGGAUAAUUCUGCGGCGCAACUGAAGCUAGCUAAGAUCAUAAGCCGAAGUAUCAUGAAGUUUGUGACGUCGACGAGUCUAGUCGGAGAUAGUCACGGCGGUAUCGAGGCAUGGCCUCCGGCUUUUGAAAAUGUAACUAAAGCUGAAUUAUUGGAGGCAGACUUUCCUAGUACGCUGACGCUGGCGUUGUUUGGGGGGCAUGACCUUAGUAUUCCAGUAACUAUCAACAAAGAUUACGGUAGCCAGACUGAUGCUUUAGAAGCAUCGAGGGCUAUAGGGCGAGAGAAAGUGUUCGAAAGAUGCGGGUUCAUUAAUAGUCAGAAGGUGGUAGACGAGGCGGGUUGGUAGGUUGGGAAUCCGAGCAUCACGGUCGUUAGAUUCUAAGCUUACCAUGCUUAAUCCGUAUAAUCGGUAUAAUUUGCUUAUCGACGAUAAAAUAAAAAACCGGACGAACAUUCGUUUGACGUUUGGGUGUUAGGCCAUAGACGUAGAUAGCCACUCCCGUGGCUAUCCAUGGCUACUGCCAUGUGGGCAUCUCCAUGGUUGCUGCUGCCACAGCUUGCUGAACCUUAUCC
This is a messenger RNA of Hypoxylon fragiforme, 2584 nucleotides long. Its product is annotated as alpha/beta-hydrolase. Lineage: Eukaryota; Fungi; Ascomycota; Sordariomycetes; Xylariales; Hypoxylaceae. Bases 294 to 2357 code for a protein of 687 amino acids. The transcript is spliced from 6 exons. The record is from RefSeq and is a predicted model, not a curated record.